CAUCUCUCCGCUAAAAAAAAAAGGUUCAUCUCUCCCUAGCAGCUCAAACUUGUCUCCGGCGUCGAGGUCGGUCGCAGCAUCCGAUGGGCAUCCUGUGGAGCAGCUUCAGGAGCGAGCCGCCGCCGCCGCCACCUCCUAUGGUGCUGGUGCCGCCGCUCUUCGACUACCCGCCCAUCGCCGCCCGCACCAGGAUGUCGGUCCCGGCGUAUGAGCUCAUGUUUGGGAAACUUCCUCUGCGCAAUCUGUUUGAGGACUACUUCGAUCAAGCAGGGAACAUGACCUCAAGGAUCAUGCUGAAGCCACUGGAAGACCCUCACGUUGAUUUGAUCGCCACAGUAUCUGCAGCUGCUGAUAAAAAUAGUGGAACAGAAGUAAAGGGGGACGCUCUAUUUCGCUGGCAGAAAGAUUUGGACAAUCCCCAUACCUUUGUGGACCUUCUUGUGUCGACUUCAGAGCCCAUGUCGCAGCUGAGGUCAUGUGCUUACUACCCUGAGUAUCGUAUUGGUGCAUUUGGAACAUUUCCUUUGCUAAUGGGAAACAGGGUGUGUUCUGAGGACUAUGGUGUCAUGGGUGUCAGAUAUGGUUCAGAGAAUUUAUCAUUUGGGGCAUCCUUCGUGCCAUUUCCUGAAUCUGCCGAGGUGCCGUAUGGAGCAUGGUUGGCUGGAAGAAAAGGGAGUUUAAGUGCAGGAGCACAAUAUAAGCCACUCAGUGGAAACAAACAUCAUAUGCCGUAUAUGGACUCAAAGAACUGGAAUUGUGCUAUUAGUUAUGGUGUUGGCUCAACAAGCCCGCUCAGCCCUUCAUUUAUUUUUUCCCUAGAACUUGCCAGAAGUACACAGCUUAUCGCAUCAUUCUAUCGGCAUAUGGUUGUUCAAAGAAGGGUAAAAAAUCCGUUUGAAGAUGGUCAGGUUGUUGGGAUCACAAACUACAUUGAUUUGGGACUUGAGUUGGCUACAACGACUGAUAAAAGCAAACCGGCAGACAGUGCCAACAGUUCCAUGUUUCAGCUAGCUGCAAGCUGGCAAGCUAAUAAGAACUUCCUAUUGAAGGGAAAGCUAGGUCCUUCCAAGUCGUCUAUAGCUUUGGCAUUCAAGUCAUGGUGGAGACCGUCCUUCACAUUUAGUGUCACAGCUGUGAAUGAUCAUUCGAAGGGGGCGACAUCCUAUGGCUUUGGAAUUCAUGUCGAGGAUCUCAGAAAGGCCAGCUACGAAAGGGCAGAUCCAAACUAUGUCAUGCUGACACCAAACAAGGAGCACCUGGCACCGGGCGUCUUGCAUGAGUACGGGAAGCGGCCAAUGUUCCAGGCGGACGUCGAUUCGGGCAACUACGAUCAUUUGCCCACAGAGUUGAAGCCUAUCGACAAGAUAUUCUAACCGAUACAACUCUCUGGUCUCAAUCUGUGGUCGCCCGUCGUCAUCAAAGGACCUUCAGCAAGCUCAUCUGAAAAGCUUGUAAACUUCAGGCCGAUUUCAGAUUCACAGUUCUUUUAGCAGUUGUUCCGGUGAAGGUAGAAACUUUGUCUCUGAGAAAAAACGUCCACAAUGGAGCCCAGGGUCACCAGGAAAUGUGUGCACUUGGUAGGGACCGAUAAUUACCCUCCAAUCACUUGCAUCCCCGUGAGCUUUCAGUAGACGCUAGAAGCCUCAAGAUAUAUACAUAAUCUAACAGAUAGCCAUGGAUCGACUCAUGACAUGGCACAUGGGGAAGAACCCUCCAUCUGCUACAGGAUAGAUAGCUAUGCUAGGGAUGUGCAAGAUAAUCAAAAGGUGAUCACAUCACAUUUCGUUUCCAUCCAUCCAAGACUUGGGGCGCAUCGGAAUGAACCUAAUCUGUCUGGAUCUUUGUUGCAACUUACAAUUGUUUAGCAUUUCCCCGGGAAGAGACACUGAACCAGGGAGUAGUCAGCCAGCAUUCAGCACGCCGUAGAUACGCACGUACGUGUCAGUCUACAAUGUGAGUAUGUGACAGCGAGACACUUCUGGCCCAAGUCAAAGAAGAUACCGACUUGCGAUGGCAGUUUCUUCGAUUGGAGAAUUGAAAAAAAGGAUAUAAAAGCUAGUUGCAUUUGACGACGGAAUUUGGAUUUGGAUGGAUGCCGCAAUUUGUCAAUGGAGAGGCCCCCGUGGGCGAGACCGCAAGAGGCAGCGGAGUUCUUUUAGCCAUGCCUUGCUAUCUUCCAACCGGCUAUAGCUAAGCUAGCUCGUGGUAGUGAUCCGUGGUUUGCUUUCAGUGUCGGCCAACUUGGGAUAAAAGUUUCACCGCAAGAAAAAGGAAAAAGGAAACUAAGCAUAGAUUGAAUGUUUGUAUUGUCACCUGUCGUACAACAUGAGAUAACAGAUCAUAAAACAUGUUUGUAUU
Molecule: messenger RNA, 2358 nt
Organism: Brachypodium distachyon (stiff brome)
Lineage: Eukaryota; Viridiplantae; Streptophyta; Magnoliopsida; Poales; Poaceae
Exons: 14
Coding region: 84-1373 (429 amino acids)
Source: RefSeq, a predicted model, not a curated record